Poecile atricapillus (Black-capped chickadee) is the source of this 2608-nucleotide messenger RNA. RefSeq lists its product as uncharacterized. The record is from RefSeq and is a predicted model, not a curated record. The coding region runs from base 1 to 708 and encodes 235 amino acids. NCBI's taxonomy places the organism in Eukaryota, Metazoa, Chordata, Aves, Passeriformes, Paridae. The transcript has 3 exons.
AUGCCGGGCAGCAGCGAGGCCAGCCCGGGACUCCCCACCACUACCACCGCCGCCGCACGGACAUUUGUCCCGGUGCUUGAGGAUGUUGGUGUUGCUGCCGCUCCCCUCCCGCUCCUCGCCCUGCCCUUACCGCCAGCGCCGCCGCCCGCUCGCCAUUUCAAAUCCGCCCGCCCGGACGUCCCUCAGAGCGUCCCACGGAACUGCCUCAUGGAGGGGCCGCGGGCGGAGCAGCGCCCAGAGGAGGGAACGGAGGGGACGAGGGAACGGAGGGGAGGACGAGGGAACGGAGGGGAGGAGGAGGGAACGGAGAGGAGGACGAGGGAACGGAGGGGACGACGAGGGAACGGAAGGGAGGACGAGGGAACGGAGGGGAGGACGAGGGAACGGAGGAGAGGAGGAGCGAACGGAGGAGAGGAGGAGCUGAAGCCCCGGAAGUGCUCAGGGACGGGCCAUGGCCGUACAGCGACAUGGCGGCGCCCGCGGAGCACCUCUGCAUCUUCAGAAGACUGGCCAAAGGCUUCAAUCAGGGAGAACUACACCUGUCUUCCUGAAUCUCCAAGCCAGUGUCUGCUGUCCCCACCAAAGCUGCAAUAUCAGUUCAUUGCUGUGCCGCCACCACCCAGAACAGGACCCUCUGUCCCUGAAAGUGCUGGCCCUGGUGCCUGCUCAGGCCUGAAUGUGGGCCCCUCCUGCCCGGGAAGGGCUUGAGCAACACCUUUGGGCUUCUGCUCUGGGGUCUGGCUGGUACCACCAGCACUGGCACAGCUGCUUGGCUGGCCACAGCCUUGGCUGGGCAGGCAGCAGCCGGGCAUGGGGCAUAUCUUUGUUUUUCAUUUUUAGAGAUUAGAAAUUACUAGAAAUAUUUAAAUUUUUUUUUGGUAGAAAGAAAUCCCCAAAUGUUUCUUCUCCUUUUCCAUAAUAGUGAUAUAUUUUUCAAAGCAGUUUUAGAAUUCUGGAAUAUUUUUUACACUUCUGCAAUAAAAGAUGAAAUUGCAUUUAAUUGGUAAUGUGUACUCUAGGAAGAACUGAGACACCCCAAGACACCCAGCAUACUGGGGAGGCUCUUUUCCCACUGGAGAUUUGGAUCUAGUAAAAAAAAAAAAUUGCAUAAAAUAUUUUUCCAGAUAUUUUCUGGGAUUAUUGACAAGCUCACCUCUUAGUCUUCAGAGGCAAACUUUGAGCACAGUGGAAAUCACUUAAAUUCACAAUCUUUGCUUGUGGAAGAACUCCCUCAGUUCUAGAGCAGGGGCUUCUUCCUGCUGCCCUCAGGCUCUCCUCUCGGCCUUCUGGGCUUUGUUGGGCAGCACAGCCUGUGCCAAGGGGCGGAAAGGUACCUGCAGGCUCCAGACGUGGGGGAAACAGGGAAUAUCCUGGCCAUAUCCACCGUGCUGCCAGCUCAGCAGUGGAGCACAGCACGGACUCACGCUGCCCAUGGCUCCCACAGAUGCAGCUGGCACCACAACAUGUGUUCCCAGUUCCCAGAAAGGCAUUGGAGAGGUUUCUGUCAUGGAACACGCUGCCGGCUAGAGUUAACGGCACACCUGGCUUUUCUAUGGCAUGCAGGUGAUGGGGGACCCCUAUAAAGCUGCCAGAUGAUUGGGGUCCAUCGUGAGGCACACGGACAGGGUGUUGUGUUUUCCAGUAAGACAGGCACAGAUUUGGGUCUUUUGGAAGUGGUGCAUGUGGCUGAGGUUUCCUCUUGAAAUUCUUAGGGGAAUUGGGAUCACUUCUAUGGCUACAGGUGACUGGAGAACACUGUAAGACUGGCAGGGGGCUUGAGUUCCUCGUGAUUUACGUGACCAUUUAGUGGUUGCCAUCAAGGCCUGGAGAGGAGCUGAGUCCUUCCUAAAAUGAGCCGGGGGCCGGAUUCUUUUGUGAGGCACAUGAGGUUAUUUUGGGGUCUCUGAAAAGGUGUGCACAGAUUCCCUGUGAAGAACAAGGGAUAUUUUGGGGUCCCUGCCAAGGUAUGCAGAGAUCCCUUAUGAGGCACAAAUGAAUAUGGUCUCUGUAAUAAAUUAUGGUUGUAUUAAAAAUUCGGAGUGUAUAAGAAAGAUAUGUUUUGUAGAGACAAAACAAAAUAUAAAGCAUGGAAAAGCCUCCCCCCCCAAGUGGGAUGAGGCUUUUCGCCAAGGAGUUGCUGAUUGCCAGCAACGCCCAAGAUAACUAACCAAAACCGGCCCAUCAACCCAAACAAACACACAGGACACGGAUCAUCAGGAAAACAAUGACACUAGCUCGGGAAAUUAUCUACCUCCGGAUCCAAGCAACGCCCUGCGGAUUCCAGUGGGUAGAGAAACCGAUCAAUAGGAAAAAGACAAGUUCCAAAAGAAAGGCUUCGCCAGACUCAAACAUUUCUGUGUUGAAAAAGCAAUCAGGGGAAACAAAGGAGGAAACCCGGCCGAGAUACUCAUCGGCACCAACCCGGAUUCCACCACCCUGUCAUGAAAAACUUAACAUUGCAACACACAGAGUCUCCUUUGCAUGUGAGGAGAUUCUGGCCGGACACGAAAUAAUGUCAUCAUUCUAUGUCAGGAAAUCCAUUCACUGGACAAUCAAGGACACUUGGUGAAUGGAACUUGCCUGGAAUUUUGGCCUGAGGACUUAAAAA